This is a messenger RNA of Cyprinus carpio (common carp), 1791 nucleotides long. Its product is annotated as rho guanine nucleotide exchange factor 28. Gene Ontology annotation, biological process: regulation of Rho protein signal transduction. Lineage: Eukaryota; Metazoa; Chordata; Actinopteri; Cypriniformes; Cyprinidae. Bases 55 to 1122 code for a protein of 355 amino acids. The record is from RefSeq and is a predicted model, not a curated record. The transcript is spliced from 15 exons.
GUGGUUCUAGAGGGCUCAACUCUAAUACACGUUCUGCAAACUAAAGUUCACAACAUGCUCUACUUCAUUGUUCCAGGUCAUAACCAGCCGGAGAUGGUGCGUGUCCGAGCGUAUAUAUAUACAGAUGAUGCUGUGAUGUGUGUGGGUGUGUCUCAUCUGACAUACGUGGAGGAUGAUGCGCAGGAGCUGGCUGAAUACCUGGUUACCCAUAGCGACUGUCUCAGCGCCACUGAGCACAGACAUCUGAUUGGUCGAUAUGGUUUGAAUGACAGCUCUGCAAGGGUAGAUAUGGAUCAAAGAGUCACACUUGCCCUAGCCAACCUACACACCCCUCACAAUCUUCUCGGACAGCCAUCACAAGAAUCUCUCCUGCAUGUGUGUGUGCGUCUGGGCUUUGUGAGCGUCUCUGAGUUCCUUCUCUGUCAACCUGGCGCCCUGAUGACUAUCCACUCAGCCAAUCAGGAUGGGGACACGCCCCUUCAGCUGGCCCAACAGACCAAUCAGCACAUGCUGAUAAAACUCUUCAAGCAGCCUCCUAACCCAUUAGCCACGCCCCUGGCAGGCGUGUCCCAAGUGUGGGCGGGUAAAUCCCACCUCCUCAGGUUUAGCCACGCCUCUGGGAUGCUGUCUCUCUCUGUGUGUGUAUCCAAGUCCUGUACUACUACACAAACCUUACAGUCAUCCAUAUUACUGCUGCAAGAGUGUAUGAAGGACUCUGCUCUGCUAAACAAGAUCAAAGCUCUGAGAGUGGAUACAGAGAGAAGAGCUGAAAGCAACACUCUGUUUUCAUUCUCAGGAUCACCAUACUCUCUGCUUCACAAUGUGUGGUUUAACAAUUCCAGUCACGAUGAAGAUGAGGAACUUUUAUCAUCUGACGACUCAGAUGGACUCACAACUCAUACUGAUUCAACAACCAGUUCUCUCACUGACUCCAGUGCUACUGUAACAAACAGCAUCAACACUCUGCAGGCUGGUGAGGAUCAGGAAUCUUUUGACUCUUUUGAGUUUGAAUCAGACUCUACGUCAUCUGAGCAAAACUCUCCUGUCCCAGACAGAUUACCCAUCUGUAGUCCACAGGACGGUGUGUUCGACUCUUUUUUCCCCUGUGUGUAUCUGCAUUAGUGUAUUCAAGACAGAUUGAGAUGUGUACAAAAUAAAGCAUGCUAGUUUUGCAAGGAUGUUUUGUUUUUUUAUGAUUCUAGAGCUGUUUCCCUGCAGUGAUGAAGAAUCAUCCGCAGAGAUCAGACGUAUGUGUUGUAAUGAGUCAGAGGAAGAAGAGAAAGAGAAGUUCAUCCCUACAUCCAAAAGUGAGACAGAGAAAUAUAAAGUGAGACGAACACUAAGCUUUCUCAGAAGCCGGAUGGUGAACACCAAAAUAAAAAACAAGGUAAAUGCAGAGGUUUCCUCAGCUUUGCAUCAGCUCUGCUCACCACAGCCGCGUGUUGAAGCAGCUUGUAAUGUCAGUGAGGGAGCUGAUGGUGAUGAACCACAGCCGUGCACAUACUGCUCCAUGAUUAUGAAUGAUAAGACCUGCUGUGAUUCUGCACCUCUGUGUGUAAAGAAUCCUCAUCAGGCACUUCUACAAAGCACUGACUCUUCAAAAUUACUAUACUCGUCAAGUCAGAGUUCUCCAUCUUUGUCUCUGGUCAACGACAACAACAGCAUGUCACACAGAAAGCGGAGUAACAGUGAGGGGUGUGGCCAUGAUUUCACGCUACGGAAAAGCAAGUCUUUUAUUGUUUGUUCUUCUGGAAACCCAAACUCCAGUGAGUUCAGCCAGUCACGCCAAAC